AUGGACGUCAUCGCUAGCCAUCGCCCUAAGGUAUCGCCUGAGGUGGAUCCUUCCACGCUCUCCAACUAUACGAACUUUUCCUUUCACCCUACUGUUUUAACUUUCGAUGUUGAUUUCAACUCUCAAACCGUGUCUGGUUCUGUCACUUACACCUUGGACAACUUGACUGGAGUUUCGGAGGUGGUGUUGGACACUGCCCAAUUGACCAUUCUAGGAGCCAAAGUCAAUGGUUCGAAUGCUGCUUUCACUAUUGGUGAACAGAACGGCCCAUUAGGUCGUCCAUUAACGGUAGACCUUGGAAGUGCCAAAGAAACCACCAUCAAAGUGGCCAUCGACUUCCAGACCACCGAUCAGUGUACUGCGUUGCAGUUUUUGGAUAAGGAGGCCACAGAUGGUAAGGUGUCACCCUACUUGUUCUCGCAGUGCCAGGCCAUCCAUGCCAGAAGUUUGUUCCCAUGUUUCGAUACUCCAGCUGUCAAAACCCCAUACAAAAUGCUGGCCAAGUCGCCACUCCCCACCUUAAUGAGUGGAAGACCUGCUGGAGUUGAUGGUGACAUCUACAGCUUCGACCAACCAAUCCCUAUUCCUUCGUACUUGGUUGCGUUGGCUUCUGGAGAUAUCACCAAGUUGCCUAUUGGUCCCAGAUCCCACGUUUACUGUGAGCCCUCCAAUGUCGCUGCUUGUCAGCACGAGUUCGAGAAUGAUAUGGAGAACUUCCUCCAAGCCGCAGAGAAGUUGGUGUACAAGUACGAGUGGGAUCAGUACGAUGCCCUUGUGUUGCCUCUGAGCUUCCCAUACGGAGGUAUGGAGAACCCUAAUGCCACCUUUGUCACACCUACUUUGAUCAGUGGAGACAGGGAAAAUGUGGACGUGAUUGCACACGAACUCGCCCAUUCUUGGUCUGGAAACUUGGUGACCAACUGCUCGUGGGAGCAUUUCUGGUUGAAUGAAGGAUGGACAGUUUACUUGGAAAGAAGGAUCCAAGGUUUGAUCCAUGGCGAGUCUACGCGUCAUUUCUCCGCCAUCAUUGGCUGGUCGGACUUGGAGAACUCCAUCAAGGCCAUGGGAGACAGCGCAUCAAGAUACUCUACGUUGGUGCAAGACUUGAAGGACCGCAGUGAUCCCGAUGAUGCGUUCUCGACGGUUCCGUAUGAAAAGGGUUUUAAUUUGCUCUUCCAUAUCGAGCAGGCUGUGGGAGGAAAGGAUGUGUUUGACGGUUUCAUCCCUCACUACUUCUCCACCUUCAGAUACAAGUCUUUGGACACCUACCAGUUCAUGGACACGUUGUACGAGUACUUUGCCGAUCAGAAGGACAAGUUGGAUGCAAUUGACUGGAACUCGUGGUUAUACGAGCCAGGAAUGCCCCCAGUCAAGCCAAACUUCGACACCACUUUAGUUGAUCAGUGUUACAGUUUAGCAGACAAGUGGUUCAACUCUGUGAGUAGCAAUGCUAAUGUUGACUUCAACCAAGAGUUCAAAGCUUCUGACAUCGAGGGCUUCACUGCCAACCAGUCUGUUGUGUUCUUGGACACGCUUUCCUCAUUCAACAAGUUGGACGAUUUCAAGUGGAAGAAUCACCCCGACGCAUUGAAAGCCUUGAGCGAGAUCUACUCUGCAUACUCCAACUCGUCUAAUGCCGAGGUUCUUUUCAGAUGGUACGUGGUGCAAGUUGGUGGUCACAACGAAGCAUUCUACAAGUUGCUUGGAGAAUGGCUUGGAACCGUGGGCCGUAUGAAGUUCGUGAGACCAGGAUAUGUUCUUUUGAACAGAGUCGAUCACGAUCUUGCCAUUGAGUACUUCAAGAAGUUUGAGUCGACGUACCAUCCGAUCUGCAAGGCUAUGGUGAAGAAGGAUUUGGGAUUGGAGUAG
Sungouiella intermedia is the source of this 1869-nucleotide messenger RNA. The record is from the annotation of a GenBank genome assembly. Lineage: Eukaryota; Fungi; Ascomycota; Pichiomycetes; Serinales; Metschnikowiaceae.